AUGGCACAAAGACCAUCGAUUCCGUUCACGGAUGGAGGUUUAUGGAAUACUCGAAAGCCGCAAUAUAGUACAGAAACAACCAAAUUACUUAAAACACUUAUGGAUGAAUCUCGAGUGAACAAUUUUCAGCGUCGACAGCUAACAAGUCACAUGCUUCGUGGUGAAUCUUUACCGGAAAAGCUCGGUCCCUCAUCGACACAAACAAAAGCACCUGCAAUGAAGCGCGUGGAAAGCUCCCGCUCAACAAGAACGUCACACGGAUCAGGAGUACGCUCAUACAAUGAUAUUGUUAGUUCUGGUGCUUAUAUACCUGCUGAUUAUCAACCAAGACCGAUGAAAGCUCGCACAGAGCAAGACAAGGAUCGUCUAGCACAUAUGAUGGCCUAUGGUAUUGAUCCAACAAAAGUGUCGUCAAAACCAGCACAACGAUCACCUACACCACCGAAAGAACUUGAUCGAUUCGAUGAAUUGGUACUCGAAAUUGAAGAACGAAAACAAUUUCUGGAUCAAAUGGCUGCAAUUGGAAAGCGAAAAGAUUAUCAGCAAGUGAUUUCGAAUGAAAUUGCUGAAAAAAUACGUGAAAUGGAGCAGAUCGAUCGUCAACGUUCAAAAGCGUUAGAAAAACGUUUAAAUGAACGUUCUUGA
Adineta ricciae is the source of this 645-nucleotide messenger RNA. The record is from the annotation of a GenBank genome assembly. Lineage: Eukaryota; Metazoa; Rotifera; Eurotatoria; Adinetida; Adinetidae.